This is a messenger RNA of Naumovozyma castellii, 1302 nucleotides long. It is a transcript of the gene KRE29, whose product is annotated as Smc5-Smc6 complex subunit KRE29. The record is from RefSeq and is a predicted model, not a curated record. NCBI's taxonomy places the organism in Eukaryota, Fungi, Ascomycota, Saccharomycetes, Saccharomycetales, Saccharomycetaceae. The coding region runs from base 1 to 1302 and encodes 433 amino acids. The transcript has a single exon.
AUGUCAUCAUCAUCGUCAUCCCCCAUACGAGCGGCAAAUACUUCAGGAUUAACUAAAGAAGAAGAAGAUCUCAUAAUAGCGGACUCAGAAUCGGACUCAGAUUCAAAUUCACAACAAAAAACACAGAAUGUCAUUCGAAACCUGCCGGAGGACUACCUCGAUGACAUAUCUGACUCGGAUCUUGAUCAAUUAGAUGAUGAUUUGAAUGAUCCUGUGUUGACAAGGAUACCGAAAUUGAUUAAGCCCGUGGCCCCUAUUAAUAUCUUCAAAGAUGAUAACAUUUCACAUAAAGAAGUUGAGAUAAAACAGUUUGAUUUGGGUAGAUCCUUUGAUAAAAAGUUGGCUACCAAUAUUUCUAAAUUGGAUGAAUUGAUAAAAUUGGCAGAGAAAUCACCUUUGAAGUCACCCGUGGUAAAUCUGGAUAUUGAUAAGGCUAAGAAUGCAUAUAGGGCACAGUUAAAAUAUAAGGGGAAUAUUAAUGAACAUAUAGUGGAUAUGGUUGUAAGAGAAACCAUAUCGGGUCAAUUUAAAGAUUGGCAUUUUAUUGAUUCUGAAUAUAAUUUUAAACUUUUGGAUCCGAUACUGGAUAGUGAUGAUUUUUUCUAUUUAAAUGAAAUACAAAUGACUGAGAAAAUUAAGAAACAAUUUCCGACUUUACAUGAAUUAUGCUUGGCACUUGGUUGUAAUAAAGUGAAAUUGAACAACAUUCAUAUUAGCAAAGAAGAUCUCCUCCAAUAUGAUAAUCUCGUUGAACUGACGCCCACUGAAAAUGUAAUGAAAUUAAUUUGUUAUUAUGGAAGUGAUCCUUUGUUCAACAAAAUAUUCAUUUGUCUCAUAUUGGAUAGAAAGAUAUAUGAAUCUUUAUUUUGUGACUCCCUCAUCUGUACCACCAUCUAUUGCAAAUUAAUAUUACAAAAUGACCCAGAUAACGAAUCACUGUUCUUGCAAGAUUAUCUUCAAGUAGUCGACAAGGGAAACUACUUCCUACAUUAUAGACUAAUUAGAUUACUUCCGAAUUUGAAAAAUGCAUUAAUUGAACGUUUAUUUAAGGAGAACCAGGAUACAAAAUUGGCACAAUUUGUUAAAACUUUUAAUAAACUAUUUGAUGAAAAAAUGUAUCGAGAUUUAUUAUAUUUCGUACUAUUUAUUUAUGGCUCUGAUGAGAUGCCCUUCGGUAAUUCCAAAACCACUGAAUACUUUAAGGAUUGUGUCUAUGAUAUGACACAAGAUGGUACUAAUGAUGUGGAAUUAUCGUUAAUGAAAGGUGUUUUAAACCUUUUCUAUCAAAUAAAUGAAGUUUAA